This is a messenger RNA of Corythoichthys intestinalis (scribbled pipefish), 2493 nucleotides long. It is a transcript of the gene zbtb48, whose product is annotated as zinc finger and BTB domain containing 48. Gene Ontology annotation, cellular component: nucleus. Gene Ontology annotation, molecular function: protein binding. The record is from RefSeq and is a predicted model, not a curated record. Gene Ontology annotation, biological process: regulation of gene expression. The transcript has 11 exons. Bases 190 to 2166 code for a protein of 658 amino acids. NCBI's taxonomy places the organism in Eukaryota, Metazoa, Chordata, Actinopteri, Syngnathiformes, Syngnathidae.
GUUUGGCGUACUUGAACGUCAUAUCCGCUCUUUUUUAGGGGCCUACAAGAAGCAAAACAAGGAAAACGGAGCUAGAUUUGUGCUUUUACGGAAACAUACGAUACACAGUGGCCAGAAAACAUAAGAGGGUGCAGAUUUUUUGACGAAUAUUUACAAGUCGACCUUGAAGUUCAUCGGUUCUGUGUGGAGAUGCGUGCAGCUGACCACGCACAGCGUGUCCUGGCCACUUUAAACCAGCAGAGAGCAGCAGGGAGCUUCUGUGAUGCCCUGCUGAAAGUGACCGACGGAGCGGUCUACACAGCCCAUCGCAGCGUACUGGCCUGCUUCAGUCAAAUCUUCCGAGGGGCCAAUACGGAAGCCACCUCACCCAGCAUGGAGUUCUGUCUUCAAGAUUGUUCAAGAGAAGGUGUCGAGCUGCUGCUGGACUUUGUUUACACAGGAGAAAUGAUACUCAAUCCGAAUGUGUUGGACAAAGUGCAGAGUGCAGCAUCCAGGUUGUGUGUCCCUGAAGCACUCGCAAUGUGUCAGCGCUUCAGGGACGAGCCCGUGGAUACUGUGCCUAAUCUCAAACGAAGGAGGGGUAGACCCAGAAAGACAAAGUCUGAUGUCUCCACCUCACAAAACAAUCUGACAGUUGCCAAAGACCAGUUAGAGUCAGAGGGUGUCAUAGAUGGCGUCAAGGCCACUGCCAUCACUCGAUCUGGCCGAGUGGUUAAAGAGCCCAGACGGAUGUUCUCCGAUGAAGGUGAUCCCAGUGAGGCCCCGCUUUCUUUAUCAGACCAAGAAAGUGCUAAUUAUGAGGAUCAGGCCAAUGAACAUCCAACUGGUCAAGUUCAGAUUGACAAAUUGCCGAACAACGUAGAUGAGGAAGGACCAAAUCCAGACAAAAGCCUCCAUUUGGAGACGCCCGUCCACGACUCUGAUGAGGAUUACGUCCCCACCCUCAAAUCCAAUCCCGAGGCAACAUCUAUGCCGAGAGCUCUCCACCAACGAGGCAGCUUGCACGAAAGUGAGGAUGGAGAAGCGGCAGAGGCAGAAUCUGAAAACUCUGUGCGCUGUCCUGUCUGUCAUAAAGUCUUCAAGAGCAAAUAUUACCUGAAAGUGCACAACAGACGUCAUACAGGCGAGAAACCAUUUGGUUGCCACAAAUGCGGAAAGCACUACUUCAGAAAAGAGAAUCUUUUAAUACAUGAGCUCAGACACUGUGCUGCAAAACAGACAUUCACGUGUCAGACGUGUUCAGCGUCAUUUAAAGGGAAACAGGAGUUGCGUGCGCACGUUGUCGACUCACAUGCGGAAGAGCUGCCCUACAAGUGUAAAGAAUGUGCCGAACAAUUCAUGUACAAAAAACACCUGAUGUGUCACAUGAUGAAGGUCCAUGGUCAUCCUAAACCACACGCUUGUCCACAGUGCCCCAAAACCUUCUGGACGCGCCACGAGCUGCGUGUGCACGAAGCUGCCAAACACCUUGGGGAAAAGCCCUUCGUGUGCGAAGAGUGUGGCCAUCGAGCGUCCACUCGCAAUGGCCUGCAUAUGCACAUCAAGGCUAUUCACAGAAACGAGCGCCCCUUCCUUUGCAGCAUCUGCGGCCACGCGUUCUCCCAGAAAAACAACCUUACCAUGCACCUGCGUGUGCAUAGCGGCGAAAGACCCUACCAGUGUCACCUGUGUGGCAAAACCUUCCGUACACAAGGGAGCCUCGAAAAACACAAUCGGACACACACGGGCGAGCGGCCCUUCCCCUGCGAUAUAUGCGAGCAACGCUUCACAGAGAAGGGUGCCCUUCUUCGCCACAAGGCUUGCAAGCACGAGGAGGGUCGCCCCCACUGCUGCGAUAUAUGUAAUAAGACUUUUAAAGCCAAAGAACAACUACGAGUCCAUCUUCGUCGUCAUAAGGGAAUGAGGAAGUUCGAGUGCGCCGACUGUGGCUACAAGUUCACCCGGCAGGCACACCUGCGUCGACAUGCUCAAAUCCACAAAAGGACUGAAAACUACAACCCACGACAGAGGAAACUGAGGAACGUGGUUGUAGAGGAGCAGGAUGGAGGUCCAGGUGAUUUGGAAGCCACCAAACCAGCUAAGGACUCACCGGUCGAUGUGGAAGCUGUCGGCUCUCAGCCCCCUAGCAUUGAGGACGGCUCCAUUGUUGCAGUUCUGAUUGAGUAGCGCACACACACACUGGACUGCUCGCUAGUCAAUCAGAAGGCACUUAACAAAACACACAUCAUACAGAGAGGGACAAUCAUGAUCGUUGUACUCUGUGUAAUGACAAUAAAAGCUUUCUAUGAUGCACUUUCCAUUCCCAUUUUCUCUUCUAGUUUAAACACCACACACUGAUUCCACUUUUCUUUUAUUGGUUUCACGUUUAAUAUGUGAGUGGUCUUUCACACACGGGAUUUCAAUUCAAAAACACAAUUCGUCUCCAACGGGCAAUUUAAAAGGCAAAUGACUAACAUUGGACAAAUAUCCAACAACAUAAAAACAUUCAAAAGU